UGAUUUCUGCUACACAGAUGCCGACUCUCUUUUUAAACAUCUCUCUCCUCUCCCUCCUCUGACCUCUCCCCCCCCAAAACCCCCGCAAGUAACCGCCCUCGACCUCUUCCUUUCUUGGCCCUCGGUGAUGGAGUACGAGCGGCGGCUCCUCGUGGCAGCGGAGCUCGUCAUCUCGAGCGAUCGCCAGGGCGAAGGCCACCCUCCUCUGGAUCCCUCCGAGAUCGGGGUCUCGGCAACACUCAAACCCCACCAGCUCGAAGGCGUCGCCUGGCUCGUCCGGAGGUACCAGCUCGGAGUCAACGUCGUCCUUGGUGAUGAGAUGGGCCUUGGGAAGACUCUGCAAGCUAUUUCUUUCCUGAGCUAUCUGAAGAUCCAGUCCAUGUCACCUGGACCUUUCUUAAUAUUGUGUCCUCUAAGUGUCACCAAUGGUUGGGAAUCAGAGUUUUCCAAAUUUUGUCCAGCUUUAAGAGUUCUGCGCUACGUUGGUGAGAAGGGACACCGUGGCGGUCUUCGAAGGAUGAUGUAUGAGCAUUUGCAAAGGCAGUCUUCAUCCUCUGAUAAGCAGCAGGAGUUACCCUUUGAUGUGUUGUUGACAACCUAUGACAUAGCAUUGUUGGAUCAGGAUUUUCUUUCUCAAAUCCCCUGGCAUUUUACUGUAAUUGAUGAAGCUCAACGGCUGAAAAAUUCAUCCAGUGUUUUGUAUAAGGUACUUGAGCACCACUUUGUCAUGCCAAGACGUUUAUUAUUGACAGGAACCCCUAUUCAAAAUAACCUCUCUGAGCUGUGGGCUUUGAUGCACUUUUGCAUGCCAUCUAUUUUUGGGACGCUGGAAGAAUUCCUUUUCACAUUCAAGGAAGCUGGAAAUUCAGUACCAGGUAGUGUGUCAGAUAAGGCAAAACGACAACUCAGAAUACUUAAAUAUAUAUUGCGAGCAUUUAUGCUUCGGAGAACAAAAGCGCAGCUUGUUGAGAGUGGAAUUUUGAUGCUGCCGCCGCUUACUGAGAUCACAGUGUUGGUUCCUUUGGUAUCCCUACAGAAGAAGGUCUACAUGUCAAUACUGAGGAGGGAACUUCCAACACUUCUUGCAUUAUCAUCAGGAACUUCUAGUCACCAAUCAUUGCAGAAUAUUGUAAUACAACUCCGGAAAGCAUGCAGUCACCCUUAUCUGUUUAAUGGAAUUGAACCUGAACCAUAUGAGGAAGGCGAGCAUCUGAUUCAGGCUAGUGGUAAACUUAUUAUCUUGGACCAAGUACUUCAGAAACUCCAUGCAAGAGGACACCGUGUUCUGCUAUUUGCUCAGAUGACUCGUACACUGGACAUUCUUCAGGACUUCCUAGAAUUGCGGAAUUUCACCUAUGAACGCCUUGAUGGAUCUGUACGUGCUGAGGAGCGUUUUGCUGCAAUAAGAAGCUUCAGCCAGCAACCAGCUGAAGUCAAUUUGAAACAUCAUGAUAAUCAAAAUGGGGCUUUUGUUUUUCUGAUCUCAACAAGAGCAGGAGGAGUUGGUCUUAAUCUUGUGGCUGCAGAUACAGUUAUAUUUUAUGAGCAAGACUGGAACCCGCAAGUGGACAAGCAGGCUUUGCAGCGCGCUCACCGCAUUGGUCAAAUGAACCAUGUCCUAUCAAUAAACCUAGUAACAGAACAUACCAUAGAGGAGGUAAUUAUGCGAAGAGCAGAGAGAAAGUUUCACCUCAGCAAUCAUGUGAUUGGACAAGAUAAUGAAGUACAAGGAGCAGGGAAAGAUGCUGGGUUUGAUGCUGGUGACAUGCGAUCUCUCAUUUUUGGAUUACAUGUAUUUGAUCUGACAGAUCUCAACAAGGAUACCACAAAUGGAGAAAAUAUGGUAGAACUAAAUGCAAUGACUGAAAGGGUGCUCAAAAUGCGUAGUCAUGAGCCAUCAGACAAGGACGACUCCAAGUUUGAAAUUAACCCAACAGAUUUGUUGAAUAGCAGUGAUGUGUUUAUGAGAACCAGUUCAGCCACCACCACUUUUGACCCUGAACUCGAUGAAGCUUCAUAUCUAUCUUGGAUUGAAAAGUUUAAGGAGGUUUCACAAGCGACAAAGAGUUCCACUCCAGAACUGGAAAAGAGAAGAUAUGUGUCAGAAGAAAAGCAAUUAAAACAUGAAGCUGAUAGGAAAAAGGCAGAGGAGAAGAAAUUGGCCAAGUGGGAAGCUCUUGGUUACCAAUCAUUGGCUAUCAAAGAUCCUGAUUUCAUGGUGGAUAAUAAUAUGAUGUCAGAUCGAGGGUCCGUCCAAUUUGUGUAUGGAGAUUGUACUGAGCCAUCAAAAAUUUGCCCUAUGGAGCCUGCUAUGAUAUUUAGUUGUGUAGAUACUUCUGGAAAUUGGGGUCAUGGAGGAAUGUUUGAUGCUCUAGCCAUGCUUUCAACAUGCAUACCAGAUGCUUAUCAUCAAGCUUUUGAAUGCGACGAUCUUCAUCUGGGAGAUCUUCACUUAAUAAAAUUAAAUGAUGUGCAGGUCAAGGAUUCAUGUCCCAGUGUGUUGCCGCACCAUUCUGAUAAAAGAAUGUUACCUGAUGGCUUUGCUCAAGAACUGGGACAUCUUGGCCACCCCAAUUUAUGCCAACCCGGAUGGACUUGGACACUGCAUUACGAAACUUGGGAGGACCCUGAAUCCUGGAUGCCAUUUUUUUUAUUAUUUUUCUCUCUUCAUUCUUAUUGUUAAAAAUGGUUGUUCCGUUCAGUCGUGGUAGGUCCUAACCUGUCCUGGUACUAGAACCACGGCUAGGGACUAGACUGGGAUACAUACUAGAACCACAGCUAGUCCCUGGAUGGUAAUCAUUGUUUCUUUAAAAAACUUCCAUGUUGUGUUUCAGCUCAGACGGAUCUCAAAUGAAGGAAGCUGAGGAAGGCAGUAUGGUUUGUUUUUUUUUGGCGAAUACUGCUUUGAGCAUUGGUUUUUUCUUCAUUAUUUUAAACUUGUAUGCAUGACACUAUCAGAAAGAUCUCACCAUAAGUGACCAAUGAAGUCAGUCAUUUUAGACAGAAGAAUGUAUUUGGCCAACUUCAUCUUGGUAAUGGAGGCAACAUAUUAGUUUGGCAACCUUGGUGGGAUAAUAUACAACAGGUAUUUGGAAAGAAAACCAUGGUUAAUAGGUGUUGGACAAGGAAGGUAUGAAUCACAUUUUUCCAAGAAGCAUUAGGAGAUGGACAUGUUUUGAGGCCAAGAAAAUUCUUUUCAUUGGGAAUCCAACUAAAGCUAAUUAUGAAGCAAUAGAAUAUAAGUCUGAGGAGCAUGUUUAAAUGUUACAUUUAUAGAUCAUCACCUGUGUGUGUGUGUGUGUGUGAGAGAGAGAGAGAGAGAGCUUGUACUUCAUCCAUACAGCACCUAUGUUAUUCAGUAUUCUGUGUGAUUAUCUCUGCAGAUAUCAUGUUCCACUUUU
Elaeis guineensis (African oil palm) is the source of this 3401-nucleotide messenger RNA. The record is from RefSeq and is a predicted model, not a curated record. NCBI's taxonomy places the organism in Eukaryota, Viridiplantae, Streptophyta, Magnoliopsida, Arecales, Arecaceae.